UAUCUUUAUAUGUUAAUACGGUUUGGAAAUUGUGUUGAACAAUUUAUUUAAAUGGUGAAAUCCUUUUCGUGGCCCCGCCUCUGAUGAGUCUGGUACGGCGUGACGUCAAAUCAAGUUGUGUUGACAUCAAGCUAACGGCUAUAUACAGGAGAUCAACCAACCCCUCCUGUCGACUUGCUAGCUAGAUCCAACAUUAAUGUUCUGAUGGUGUUAUUCGGAUAUUCGUGGUCUCUCACACAUGCUCGUGGUGUUCUGUGCAUAAGACAUGCAGAACGGAUAUAACGAGAUUGGGUUUGUGCAGCAAAUUCUUAGCUUGAAUUUGGUCCCAAGGAAAAAUGGCACCAAUCGAGGCAACGACACAUCGCUUAGCGACUUCUCAGAGAUGUGGUAUGGAGUCUUCUUGUGGGCUGCCGUCUCUUCACUGGUGUUCCACCUCCCUGCUGCUCUCCUGGCCAUUGCCACCUUGCGACAACACAAGAUAGCCCGCUUCAUACCCAUCGCCAUCAUACUGAUGAGUAUUGUGGGCCCUGUGUGUGGCGGUGUCCUUACCAGUGCCGCCAUUGCUGGGGUGUACAAAGCAGCAGGGAAGAGGAUGAUCUCCUUGGAAGCCUUGGUGUUUGGAGUGGGCCAGUCCUUCUGUGUCCUCAUUAUCUCCUUCCUCAGAGUCCUAGCUACACUCUAGCACUGGGACACAGGAACUCGAGGGGGGAGAGAACAUGCAAUCAGCAGGACGGCAUAUGCAAGACACAGCUGUUCCUUCAGAGGCCUUAUUUUCUAUAACCGUUACCGGAUUACUUUAUUUGCCAAAGUGGUAUAUUUCAGGGCUGGCCAGGGGCUCUCUGUUUUUCUAUCUGUGUUUGUUUUCAUUCAGAUUGUUGUGUGUGUGGUGCUAUUGCACUAUACUCGGGAACAGGCCUUCUCAUUUUGUGUGUUCUAGAUGUAUCAUACACAUGGCUGAAAGUGAAACAUUCCAGCAUGCAGGAAAUUUGUGCUCUACAAUUUGGACGAGUACACUCCAUUUACUGUCUCAAUAGUUCCACAGCCUGGUAAAGACUACAAGUCUGAUGUGCAUGCCUUCAGACAAACACUAAAGGAGAGCAUUCUCCGCUCUGUUCCACCACAGAUCAAUCAGCUUAAAUACAAUGUCUUGACUGUGAGGUGUGAUGUAUUCACAAUGAGGCACAGUGCUCGAUGAUAUUGCUAUUGAAAUAUAAAUAUCUAAGUCAGACAUAGCUACAACUUUAAGCUUUGUGUUAUUUCCACGUGUCUCUUUCUCUCCAUAUUCCAACUUGGCGUGUGUAAAAAAAAAAAAAAAAAAAAAGUUUGUACAUAAUAUUUAAGUCCAUUCCAUCUUCUUCUGUAAGCAUAGAGGCAAUGAAGAGAAGGAAAGUUGUAGGUUCUCAAUCUCUGUAUAUUGCUGAGCAGACCAUAGGGAAUAGUGUUGAUUAAUCUAAUAUUUAUUUUAUUUUCCUUAAAUAGUAUUUUUUCAAUAUUGUUAGGGUAUUUUCAGAUGGAUGAUCAGUGUGUAUGCAAAAUACUUAUUUCUGAGUGAAACCUUAACACAAAGCGGUUGUAGACUGCUCUAAGUUUUCUGGUGUGCGUCAGUGUGCUUAUAGAAUUUAAUCUCUUUCGAGAACCUUCGCAGCAUUGCUCCAUUUUUGUUGUUGUACAUUUUCUAUUGGCCUUAAUUAUGUUAAAGAUGUACAGUAUGUUGGAAUAGUGUAAUAUAUUGUUACUUUGCCAGGAAUAAGAGGCAACCUCACUCUAAACCAUGAAUGUGAAUCGGAUUUCCUUAAAAUUCCUUGUGGAAUUUCUUAAAUCUUUACCAAAGAGAACCUAAUACAAAUGUACAACUGAUUUAGUUUUAACUGAUAGCCCCCUUGUCCCAAAAUCCGACUUUAAUUAAGGGCUCUAUUCGAUCUGUAUCGCUGAAGCAUUACAGAUUGCGCUGUAGAAAUGUAAAGGUAAUUUCUAAUUGAGCCGACAUAUGCAGCGUUUACCGUGAAUGCAGUCUCCGCUAAUGCUGAAACAUUGCCUUUAAAUUUGAUUCACGCUGUAACGCUGAACUUAUGUGACACGGAUUGAAUAGAGCCCUAAAGGUUUCGUCAGUGUGUCCAGCAUUAUAAAUCAUGAGUCGUGUGUAAGAACAAGGUAAAAGUCCAACUCAGCAAGAAAAAAGUCCCAAUCCACCAUAGAAGAUGCAGAUGUCUAUUCCAAGCCAAGAGUAGCAGACUAGUAAAAUCAAGCAUUACAAUCCAACAAAAAGGUUUUUAUGUUUUGUAAUUCAGCACGGCUACAUGCAUAUUGUCCAAAACUGUCAGCAGAUUAGUGGCCUCAGUGUGGUGGUCAUUACUGCCGUAACAAAACCACAUCCUUUUCAAAACACUAGUGUGAUGGACUGGUUAUAGGAACAUAUGAGGAUAUUUUGAGGUUGGGUUGGCAAUAACACUACUUGGUAAUGGUUCAUUAUUGUAAUGUAGACAGAUUUGUGGUGAUUAAAGUUUCUUAGCAGCAGGCUCGAGCUGUUCUUCUGUCUGGAAGUGAUAUCAUGAGGGGUGACAUGUUGAAAUCCAUGCUCUGCUUAUCUGGGCCUUGAACACCUCAAUUCCACAGAAUGUUUAUUUUUCUAAAGUACUUUAACUUUCCUCAUUGUAGCAUGACUGCACACUACUGUUUGGUAUAUAGCUAGUCGGUUUGUCUUGCUUUCAAUAAAUUAAUGCUCUUUAUUGCCCAUGUGAUUU
This is a messenger RNA of Coregonus clupeaformis (lake whitefish), 2741 nucleotides long. Its product is annotated as transmembrane protein 170A. The record is from RefSeq and is a predicted model, not a curated record. The transcript has 3 exons. NCBI's taxonomy places the organism in Eukaryota, Metazoa, Chordata, Actinopteri, Salmoniformes, Salmonidae. Gene Ontology annotation, cellular component: endoplasmic reticulum membrane. The coding region runs from base 266 to 682 and encodes 138 amino acids. Gene Ontology annotation, biological process: endoplasmic reticulum tubular network organization.